AUGAUUCUCUUGUUGGUUUCUCAAGUCUGGAGGACCCCAGCCCGCCGGCAGGGAGCUGGCCUCCGAGGGGAUUCCCCGCCCCCAAAGAGCCUCAUCACUGCACACUACCCCUACCACAGUGACAUCACCCGGGAGUCAUUGCACUUGGGACGUCACGCCGGGGACACUCUAGGACUUGCGAGAGGAGAGGUGUCCUGUGGGGCCCGCCUGUGCCCUGUGCCGCCCUGCUCCCACCCCGCGCAAGACCCCUGUGGAUGCCCCAUAUGCGACGGCUGCAGCUUCCAUGGCCGAGACUGCGGAGACGGCGAGCACUUCCUUGACCCCCAGGACGCCUGCCGCCAGUGCACCUGCUUGGGCGGCACCGUGACAUGCCUGCCCACGCCGUGCCCAGCCACGUCUUGCCAGAACCCGGUCGCUGUGCCUGGAGAAUGCUGCCCGAAAUGCACAGGAAGCUGCCUCUACCAGGGGCGUCUCUACCAGAGUGGCGAGACCUUCCCUUCACCACAAGACGCUUGCCAGAGCUGCAGAUGCCUGGCGGAAGUGGUGACCUGCCAGCCCAAGCUCUGUCCGCAGCAGCACUGCACCCACCCCUUGCCCCCCACCCCCCCAGCCUGCUGCCCAGCCUGCGACGGCUGCCUCUACGAGGGCCAGAAGCACGCCAACCGACAAGCCUUCACCCCGCCCUCCGAGCCCUGCCGGCGCUGCAGCUGUCUGCACGGCAGUGUGGCCUGCGUCCCUCUCGUCUGCCCCCCAGCACCGUGCGCCAGCCCUGUCCGCAGGCCAGGCCAGUGCUGUCCAGACUGCCCAGUGUGCCAGCAUGCAGGCGAGGAGUACCCCGAAGGUGCCCAGUGGCUCUCUUCCCUGGAUCCGUGUCAGCAGUGCUCCUGCGUGAAUGGCGAAUCCUCCUGUGAGCCGAUGCCCUGCGAAGACCCGCUCUGCUCCCACCCAGCUCUGGGCCCUGGGCAGUGCUGCCCGCUGUGCCAUGACUGCCUCUUCGAAGGAGAGCUCUACACCCAUGGGCAGGCCUUUAACCCCGAGUCUUGUCUCCAGUGCAGCUGCCGGGACGGGAAUGUCCAGUGUGAUGUCAUCCAGUGUCCCCUGACAAGCUGCUCCCAUCCAGUGACUGAGCCGGGGGUCUGUUGUCCCCGCUGCAAAGGCUGCAUGUACGAGGGCCGAGAGCGGGCGGACGGCAGCCGCUGGCUUUCCUCCUCCGUGCCUUGCAUGGCGUGCAUGUGCGUGGAUGGCGUGGCUACGUGCGCCGAGAUCGUCUGCAUCAGCUCCUGCGUCAACCUGAUCGAAGUCCCCGGAGAGUGCUGCCCGCUGUGUGCAGACUGCAGUUAUGACGGCCGGCUCUACGGACCAGGGGAGAGUUUCCAGCCAGGAGGGGAUCCUUGUGAAAUCUGUACCUGUGAGCUGAUGUCGGACGGUGAACAGCAUCUGCAGUGCUACCGCAAGCAGUGUCCCAGCCUGGUGGACUGCCCCCGGGACCAGAUCCUGCCCCCUGGCCCUGGGCACUGCUGCUCCAGUUGCGCUCAGGCGCUGAGCAACUGCACUUCCGGCCUGGUGGGCAAUGAGGUCCAUGCCACUGACGAGCCGUGCUACACUUGCCAAUGCCAGGAUCUGACCUGGGUUUGUGUGCACCAGGGAUGCCCGCUUCUGAGUUGCCCCACGGCCGAGCAGUUCACACCUCACGGUUCCUGCUGCCCCAUCUGUGACGAAUGUGUGAUCGAAGUUGACGGGCGACACGUGUCUGACGGAGAGACCUGGAGGGACAGCGCUGACGACUGCGUCACCUGCUCAUGCAGUCUGGGGCACAUUGAGUGCCACAUCCAGGAAUGUGUGCCGGUGGUGUGCCAGGAUGGGCAGCUGAAAGUGCAGACGCCAGGACACUGCUGUGCCCAGUGCCAAGAUCCCAGCAUCAGCUGCUCCCACCUGGGCCGCACCUUUCAGGCCAACGAGCAGUGGCAGGUGGACGAAUGCACGGCCUGCACCUGUGUCUCCGGGGAGGCCCACUGCCGCAGCAAGCGCUGCCCUCCGGUUGCCUGCGCAGCGGAUGAGACCCCCGCCGUUACCCCUGGCAUGUGUUGCCCGCACUGCGUGCCCCGUCCCGCUACCUGCGUGGCCUUUGGCGACCCGCACUACCACACUUUCGACGGCAAGAUGGUCCACUUCCAGGGCGGCUGCACCUACAUUAUGGCUCAGGACUGUGACGGAGGAGAUUUCAGCAUCCAUGUGGCCAACGAUGACCGCGGGCGCCAGGGUGUGUCCUGGACCAAGGAAGUGACAGUGUUGAUCGGUGACACCGCCGUGCGGCUGCUGCAGGACCGGGUCGUCAUGGUGGAUUCCCAGACUGUGACCCUCCCCUUCCUGAAGGAACCUCACCUGUACGUCGAACUCAAGGCCAACACCCUCCUGCUGAACACCAACAUCGGUGUGAAGGUGCUCUGGAAUGGCCGCUCCCAUCUGGAGGUCAGCGUUCCCGGCACCUACAAAGGCCGCACUUGUGGUCUUUGUGGCAACUUUAACAGCUACCCUCAGGAUGACCUCCGGCUGCGGACCGGGCAGCUCACUCUGUCAGAAGCCGCCUUUGGCAACAGCUGGAAGGUGGUCAGCGACAACACCACAGAACGUGGCGGCUGCGCCGAUGGGCAGGACGUAGACCCCUGCAAAGAGACCGGCUACCGCUCCCGCAAAGAAGCCAACGCCCGCUGCAAGGCGCUGAAGCUGCCGCCGUUCGAGCGCUGCCACGCCGCCGUCCCUCCGGAGCCGUUCUUCGCCUCCUGCGUCUACGACCUGUGCGCCUGCGGGACGGCCAGUGGCGACGACUGCCUCUGCGAGGCCCUGGAAGCCUACGCCGCUCAGUGCCGCCAUGCUGGGCUGGUGCUGCAGUGGCGGUCGCCCACACUCUGUGCCGUGGGCUGCCCCCAAGACAGGGGCUACGUGUUUGACGAAUGUGGACCUCCCUGCCCCAAGACCUGCUUCAACCACGCUGUGCCCCUGGGGGUGCUGGAAUCCCACUGCUUCAAGGCCUGCGUGCCAGGCUGCCAGUGCCCAGCCGGGCUGGUGGAACACGAAGCUCACUGCAUCCUGCCCGAAGCCUGUCCUCCCAUCGUCCACGGCACCCUCUGAAUCGGAACUGGGCCGCGCUGGCCUUGGAGAGCCCUCGGGUCAUCGUC
Molecule: messenger RNA, 3176 nt
Organism: Heteronotia binoei (common prickly gecko)
Lineage: Eukaryota; Metazoa; Chordata; Lepidosauria; Squamata; Gekkonidae
Product: kielin/chordin-like protein
Exons: 21
Coding region: 1-3129 (1042 amino acids)
Molecular function (GO): protein binding
Source: RefSeq, a predicted model, not a curated record